Messenger RNA from Galendromus occidentalis (western predatory mite), 885 nucleotides. Its product is annotated as carbonic anhydrase 2-like. Gene Ontology annotation, cellular component: plasma membrane. Bases 1 to 885 code for a protein of 294 amino acids. The record is from RefSeq and is a predicted model, not a curated record. The transcript has 6 exons. NCBI's taxonomy places the organism in Eukaryota, Metazoa, Arthropoda, Arachnida, Mesostigmata, Phytoseiidae. Gene Ontology annotation, molecular function: zinc ion binding; carbonate dehydratase activity.
AUGACAGCAGGAGGUGUUGCCUUCUCAGUUAUUGUGACUUUGUUCCAAUCGAGCAUUUGUGCCAAUUACAAGGGUCUCUUCUAUGGAAGGGACUGGGGCUACGAGCAGAGUAUCGCGCCGAGAGCCUGGCAGAGUAAGUUUCCUGCUUGCGCGGGUGCACGACAAUCCCCGAUCAACAUUGAUUUAUCGCAUGUUGUCGUGAACUCCUCUCUUGGACGGAUACUUCUACACGGGUUUAAAGAUAAACGUGUGUACAACGUCAAGAAUAUUGGAUCGACAGUGCUCUUGUUGCCUAUGAUAGCCGACCCGCCGAUCGGACUGGUGAACGGAGAUGACAGAUAUCAUUUGCACAGCGUUCAUUUCCAUUGGACCUCCGAGCAUGCGAUCAAUGGGCAGUACUACUCACUUGAAUGUCACAUGUUGAUGUUCAAUGAAAAAUACGCGGAUCUUUACAAAGCCUUCGAGUACCCCGACGGUCUCGAGGUCGUUUCGACACUCUUUGCGCUUUCGCCCUACUCGAACAAUCCCAGGCUGGCAGUGCUCACCGACGCUGUUGCUCACAUUCUGGAGCCUGAGUUCUCGAUCAACGUCACAAUGGCACUCGAGGAUAUAUUGCCCAACCACAUCUCGGCAUAUUUCCGCUACUACGGCUCAUUGACGGUUCCCCCGUGUGACGAGAUCGUCACGUGGACCCUCUUCUAUCCGCCCACUUUCAUUGGUCCUAAGCAGCUGCGUCUUUUCCGCUAUUUGCAUCGAUUGUCGCUUAACGAUAAGCUUGAUAGCUGGAAGAAACUCGAUAACAUUCGACCAUUGCAGCCCUUGAAUGACCGAGCAGUUCAGAUGUACACUACGAGCAGCUACGCGCCGCUUUACGCCGCAGGCUGA